AUGAGGUGCCAGGACGACUGGUGGAACGAGGUCGUGGACGAGCUUCGCGACGGAAAGCUCUCGGAGAAGAACUACAAGUACCUGCACGGCCUCCCGGUAGAAGGCUGCACCCUCUCGCCCGAAGAGCGGCGAUCCAGGAAGCGUGUGGCGGACGGACCCCGCGACCCGCGGCUCCGCGAAGAGAAGUUCGUGAAGGCCACCGUGGUCGUGGCCAACAACGACGCCAAGUACCAGAUCAACAAGGACCGCGCCAAGGCCUACGCCCGGGACGCGGGAACCCGUCUACACUGGUCCGUGGCCAAGGACAAAGCUGGCGUGGAGGCGCUCCAGGCGCAGGCGUGCGACAAGGAAGCUAAAGUCCGCUGGCUCCAGUACCACGACAUGGACACGGAGGGGCUCUGCGGCAUGCUUCCCCUGGCCAUCGGCAUGCCCGUCGCGCUGACCCACCACGUGGACCGCUCGGAGAAGCUUCUGCUGAAGGGCCGCGUCGGCUACGUGCACAGCUGGGUCUGGCACGACAACGACCAGCAGCCGAGCAUCGUGCACCGCAGCAGCACGAGAAGCCGUAGGUACGUCAAGUUCGAGGGCGCCGACUGGAUUCUCCCAGGCUCGAAGGAGCCCGGGCUUUACCCGAUCCUCCCGAUCUCGCGCACCUGGAAGCUGGACAAGGGCCGCAAGAACGCCGUGCUGAAGGUCAGCCGCACGCAGAUCCCGCUGAUCACGGCCCACGCCAGUCAAGGCAAGACAGCUGUCAUGCUGGACUUGAACGUGGACUCCAAGACCCACGCCGCCUACGGCACCGUGGUGGCCAGCCGCGUCCGGAGCAGAUUCGACCUGCUGAUCCUGCGGCCCUUCCCGCUCUGGCUCUUCCAGCGCGGCACCACGGAGGGCCCAACACUUCUCCUGCGCAAGCUCCGGGGCGAGGACAUCGAUUGGGAGGGCAUGCAGGACGCGCGCUGGCCCCGGGGCCGGUGUGGAAAGUGCAGAGAGCUGAAGACUUGGGACCUCUUCGCCCACGCACAAUGGGAGCUGGUGCGCGCCAACCGCACCGGUCAGUGCCUGGCGUGCCAGCGCGAACCCCUCAACACCAAAGCCCCCGUCAAGCGGAACGUCAACAUGCAGGCGGCCCAGGCCAAGAGCGUAUCAUGCAGCCGCUGCCACUUCACCAAGGACUUCACGCCCACCAUGCGAACCAUGCCGGACAGCGCCCUCGCCUGCAUCGCCUGUCAGCAGAAGCUCCCGGACAAAACGAAGCGGCUGCGAACCGGCUG
Symbiodinium sp. CCMP2456 is the source of this 1271-nucleotide messenger RNA. Lineage: Eukaryota; Dinophyceae; Suessiales; Symbiodiniaceae. The record is from the annotation of a GenBank genome assembly.